Macrosteles quadrilineatus (aster leafhopper) is the source of this 1882-nucleotide messenger RNA. Its product is annotated as mitochondrial 2-oxoglutarate/malate carrier protein-like. The coding region runs from base 182 to 1117 and encodes 311 amino acids. Gene Ontology annotation, biological process: oxaloacetate transport; succinate transmembrane transport; thiosulfate transport. The record is from RefSeq and is a predicted model, not a curated record. Lineage: Eukaryota; Metazoa; Arthropoda; Insecta; Hemiptera; Cicadellidae. Gene Ontology annotation, molecular function: malate transmembrane transporter activity; thiosulfate transmembrane transporter activity; oxaloacetate transmembrane transporter activity. The transcript is spliced from 6 exons.
UUCAGUUUGUCGUAACCGUAAACGUAACGUAACGUAGUACUAGUACUAGUAAAUGAUUAGCAUGAAUGGCAUGUAUUAAACCCUAGUUAGGCCUACUGGUGUGUUGUUUUUGCUUUUACCAAAUUGGUUAUGCAUUUUGAGGAAUUGGGUCGAAAAACGUCAAUAUUUAACGAUUUCAGAGAUGUCCAAACAACGAAAAGAAGGCGAUAGACCUAUCCCGGUUUAUAUGAGGUUUAUUAUUUCCGGCAUGGCUGGAGUCUCCGCUACAAUAGUCAUACAUCCGCUGGAUGUUUUAAAGAACCGAAUGCAGCUGAGUGGAGAAGGAGGAAGGAAGAGUGAUCAUUCUAACACGUUUCAAGCGUUUAGAAAUAUAUUGUCCAAUGAAGGACCUAAAGGUCUGUACCAAGGGUUGUCCGCAAACAUAUGUCGUCAAGCUACAUACACGACUGUGAGAGUGGGAAUGUAUCAGAGUGGGGUGGAACUGUUAACUGGGGCAGGGUUUGGAACAUUUACGUCCCAGAUAUUGUCAGGCCUGACAUCAGGUGUGACGGCUGCUAUGGUUGGUGCACCGUCUGACGUAGCCUUGGUCCGCAUGAUGAGUGACGGUCGUCUGCCUGAAGACCAGCGUCGUAACUACAGACACGUCGGUAACGCAAUCACUCGUAUUGUCCGUGAAGAGGGUUUCUUUACUCUGUGGAGAGGUCUUCUCCCAGCGACUGUGAGAGCGAUCCUCAGCUCAAUAACACAACUAGUCACAUACUCUAGGACUAAACACUAUCUCAUCAGUAAUGGUAUUAUGAACGAUGGACCCUUGUGCCACUUUGGCUGUAGUUUGGUGGCUGGAUUGACCUAUACCAUUUGCUCAAACCCAGUGGAUGUAGCCAAAACAAGGAUCCAGACAAUGUUCUCCGUGGAUGGUAAACCGCAGUACUCGGGCAUCUUUGACGUGUGGACCAAAACUGUGCGCACUGAAGGCGUCAAAGGCUUGUGGAAGGGAUUCUUACCAUACUACUUGAGAAUGGGACCCCAGACCACCUUACUAUUAGUAUUUACAGAACAAAUAACCUACAUUUACUCUGUUUACAUUCUGAAAAAUAAGGAAUCCUAUGGAUUGUAAUUCAAGGUUUCAAUACCUGCAUAACUGAUAGUUCGUAUGGUGUAGUGAUGCCAAAGUAAAAACUUAUUUAUUGAGAGAUUUUUACUGUGUGAAAAUACAGUUUAUCUAUAGUUUUUUAGUAAAAUCAAGUGUCCUUUGUGAUAAAUUUUAGAACUUGAUCAAAGUUUUUCAUAAGUAGGCCUAUAACUAUUUUUAAUAUACUAAUAGACUUAUUUUUUUGAAUAUUGAUGUUGAUAUUUUAGCUGUGAUAUUGAAAAAAAUUGACUAAAACCUAUUUACAACUGUACCUACCUUGUUUAUUAUUUACGUUCCAUCAACACCUUUCUUAUAACAACAAAGAAACUUUCUUUUUUGUACAGUUGAAUAGUGAAAUAAUAUAACCUGACAUUGUCACAGUUUGUUUUUAAAGAGUUAAUUAUUUCAAAAUACAGAUUGGUGUUUUUGUAAAAAUUUCAACUAUAACUAGACAAUAGCUGUUGAGCUUAGCUUAUUUGAUUAAUGUAGGCUACCAGACUGAAAAGAAGUGCCAAUUCUAACACAACAUGGAAGGUCAACUGUCAUCAAUGUAAUUUAUUGUUUUAUUUAUAAACAAAGAAAAGGAUCAAUCAAAUUUUCUUCAAAUGGUUCUACGGUGAGUGUACCAAAUAGUAUUUUUAACACAUUAGAUUAUUUGCUGCAUUUAAAAUCACCUUAGGCUUAGUGUAUUUGUAUUAAUAAUGUAACUGAAGUUUGUUUGUAUUUGUUGUAAAUAAAAGUUACAUGGAA